AUGUCGACGAAAACGCCGGUCUACUUCCUGAGUCACGGGGGUCCGAAUAUCAUGUACGAUCAUCAGCACCCGGCGUACCACAAGCUGGGCGAGAUCGGGCGCGAGAUCACGACCAAGGUCAAGCCACGCGCUGUGGUGGUGUUCUCGGCGCAUUGGCAGGGGAAGCGCGAUACAAUCCUUGUGAAUACCGCCGAGAUGACGGAGUUGAUUUAUGACUUCUACGGCUUCCCGAGCCAUUACUACAAGGAGAAGUACCCUAAUGUUGGGAGUAAGGAGGUUGCGGAGAAGGUGCUUGGUGCGUUGGGCGAGGCCGGGAUUAAGGCUGAGGGGGUGAAGAGGGGGUUGGAUCAUGGGGUGUGGGCGAGUUUUAAGUGUGCCUUUGAGCCGGAGUCGAACCCGUUGAACGUCCCCAUCGUGCAGGUCUCGCUGUUCGACUCAGAGGAUCCCGUUCAGCACUACCGGCUCGGUCAGGCGGUGGAGAAGCUCCGCGAGGAGAAUAUCCUGAUCAUUGUUUCCGGCAUGGCGGUCCACAACCUGCGGGACCUGCAGUUCUCCUGGGGCGACCCGCGGCCGCUGCCGUAUACCGCCAGCUUCGAUGACGCUCUCAAGGAUGCGGCCACGGCCAAGCCGGCGGACAGGGAGCAGGCCUUGGCGGAUCUGCUGAGGCGGCCGGAUGCUCGCAAGGCGCACCCGACCUUUGACCAUCUGCUGCCCAUUCAUAUCGGAGCGGGCGCGGCAGGAGACGAGAAGGGACGGCGCUUGUGGACCCUGAAGGAAGGGAGCAUGAGUUGGGCGCAAUAUAGAUUUGGCGAUCUCGCCAACAGUACUAGUUCACUGUAG
Messenger RNA from Aspergillus homomorphus CBS 101889, 840 nucleotides. RefSeq names its product DODA-type extradiol aromatic ring-opening family dioxygenase. NCBI's taxonomy places the organism in Eukaryota, Fungi, Ascomycota, Eurotiomycetes, Eurotiales, Aspergillaceae. Bases 1 to 840 code for a protein of 279 amino acids. The record is from RefSeq and is a predicted model, not a curated record. The transcript has 4 exons. Gene Ontology annotation, molecular function: oxidoreductase activity, acting on single donors with incorporation of molecular oxygen; ferrous iron binding; zinc ion binding.